CAGCACAUCUCAUCCCCUUAACUAGCCCUCUGGUUAAUGUGAAAUUACUGGGUGUACAUUGCGAAAAAUAUGUAUGGAUAACGACAAUGUGACCUAUAUGAUGACAGUCCAGAUUGACAGGCGCAAAGCGAAAGCGAGCGCGAAUGUUGUCAAGUGACGCGCGAGGGAAUUAAAAGAGGUGGAAAGUCUGUGAAUGCGCGCGCUGCAGCAGCGAAGGAGACGCGCACGGACAGUCACACUUCACUCUGCAACUGGAGGAGAAAACACCAGCUAAGGAUGCGGUCGAAAGCACAUACUGGUGAAUAUCACCCGAAACUUACUUUCUGCAAACUAUUUAGUUCAUUUAAAAGGUACUUUCUCUGAAAAAAGCAUAGAUUGGUGCCUUGCAAAUCUGACUAACUCUUUGAUUGAGACGAAUGUCACCUUGCGAACAGGUGUUUGUUAGAUGGGGAACUACCGUUUUCUUUCAUCACAUCUCUGUGCAUUCGAACUUGAAGAUCGGGUUUUAGAAGCACAUGAAGGAUGAAUGAAUUAAUCAAGUUUUUUUAUGCAUUGAGAUGUUCAAACAACUAAUUUCAAGGUCAUUGGAUUUCUUCUAACGGAUCAUCCCAUUGCAUCAGCGCUGUAAUAUAAAGGAGCCUUUCCAUUUACUGGAAAUCAUGAAUCGUCUGUGAUCCUCACUGUACAGCAGGGUGUCGAGCAAAUGCAGCAAACACACGCUUUCGCUCUUCAGUGAUGAAUGACAGCUCUCCAACAUCUGAGAACAUCAUGUUUCACCAGCUGACUGCAGAUACUCUGAAUGGCAGUUGUGAUUUGCCCACGUGUAACAAUAACACAGGUGAAGCGGCAUUGCAGCUGCCCACAUUUUCCAUGGCAGCAAAAGUGAGGGUGAUAAUUACCUUCACUCUUUGCGCAGUGUCAGCUGUGUGCAACCUCGGCGUGUUGUGGGCUGCCAGCACCAACAACAAGCGCAAGUCCCAUGUACGAAUUUUAAUCAUGAACCUCACCGUUGCCGACCUGCUGGUGACUUUCAUCGUGAUGCCAGUGGAUGCAGCUUGGAACAUCACAGUUCAGUGGCUGGCGGGAGAUCUGGCUUGCAGAUUGUUAAUGUUUCUGAAGCUCGUGGCUAUGUACUCCUGUGCAUUUGUGACCGUGGUCAUAAGCCUAGACAGACAGUCGGCCAUUCUCAACCCUCUGGCCAUUAAUAAGGCUAAGAAGAAGAACAAAAUAAUGCUGAGCGUGGCCUGGGCGAUGAGUGUUGUUCUCUCCGUCCCUCAGAUGUUCCUGUUUCACAAUGUGACCAUCACGGUGCCAGCCAAUUUCACUCAGUGUACCACUCGAGGAAGCUUCGUCAAACACUGGCAGGAAACCAUCUACAAUAUGUUCACAUUCAUAUGCCUCUUUCUGAUUCCUCUGGCCAUCAUGAUCUGCUGCUACACAAGGAUUCUAGUGGAAAUCUCUCGAAGGAUGACCAAAGGAAACAUCUCUUCAAAGGAAGUCCACUUACGCCGUUCGCACAGCAACAUCCCCAAGGCCCGUAUGAGGACUUUAAAAAUGAGCAUAGUUAUCGUGACCUCCUUUAUAGUUUGCUGGACUCCGUACUACCUGCUGGGUCUCUGGUACUGGUUCCUUCCAGAGGAUUUAGAAGAGACCGUUUCUCACUCUCUGACUCACAUGCUGUUUAUUUUUGGACUGUUUAAUGCAAUCCUGGAUCCCAUCACUUACGGCCUCUUCACCAUCCACUUUCGCAAAGGACUGAAGCGCUACUGUCGCAGCGCGGUCGUGCUCACCGAGUCAGAGAAUAACUCCAUCAUCACGGGCUCAUUGAAAUGCUCACCAUCCCCAUUUCGCAUGAAAAGAGUGACCCAGUCGGGCACAGGAACUGACCCAAAGCAGAACACAAGCACGGUGGGUGAGGAAGAUAAGAAGGCAGCUGACGGUAAAACUAAAGAAUAGUGGGGAAAGAAAGCAUUCCAACAUAGACAGCAUCAGUUGAUUAGAGAUACGGAUGUGACAUGGCAGGUCUUGCACCAGCUGUCUAGAUGCUUACAAGUACAAUGAGACAAGAACACAAACCUGCCUGUUUGUCUGAACAUCGUGAGAAAGAUUGAGCCAGAGUGAGUCGAUGUGUUGAUUCGUUCACUAAUGAGCUGCCUAAAUUACUGAGUUAUAUUAAACACCCAUCUAUUUUCCU
Messenger RNA from Danio rerio (zebrafish), 2194 nucleotides. Lineage: Eukaryota; Metazoa; Chordata; Actinopteri; Cypriniformes; Danionidae. The record is from RefSeq and is a predicted model, not a curated record.